GACUGAGGAGGGGUGGAGCCAUGAAGACUGAAAGCCAAGACAGAGAGAGGAGCUAGCGGCACCAAGACGAACAAGGUGGAGUCAGAGGGAGAAUGUGAUUGUGACUAACAGAAUGGGACCUGCUUCAAGUGGCAUCAAGAGAGAGUUUCAAAAUAAUAAACUUAGAUCUGAAUGUUGUUCUGGGUUGAAUCUGCUGCCCUGAGGAGAGAUAAUAUAGCAAACCCAACAGGUUUUCUACCGGUCUUGCCUUCGCUUUCUCUCCCUGUGUCGGCUCAUCAUGGUGGACCUGUUUGUUGAUCGCGUUCUUGUAAAGAACAACAAGGACCAGGAUGAGCUGGACACAGAACAUGAGCUUGUCAUGCGUCUGCAGAACCGGAUCCUGAUGCUCUUCUUUGCCUCUGCUGAAUCUGAGACCUGCCAGCAGUUUGCUCCCACGCUUCACAACUUCUUUAAACAGCUGACUGAUGAGUUCUACGUGGAGCGUGCCGCUCAGCUGGUUCUUCUCUACAUCAGUCUAGAUCAAUCGGAGGAACAGCUUGAAAACGUCCUCAAGGAGCUCCCAAAGAAGUCCCUGUUCCUUGCAUAUGAGGAUCCAUACAGGAGGGAGCUGGAGACCAUGUUCAAUGUGAAGGAGGUCCCCACAGUGGUGGUCCUGCGUCCCGACUGCUCCAUUCUCAUCCCCAAUGCAGUGGAGGAGAUAAUCCAGAUGGGUCCAGACUGCUACUGCAACUGGCUCGAGGCAGCCGAGCUCAUCGACAGAAACUUCCUCAUGAAGGAGGACUUUGAGAACAAUUCCAUGCGCAGCUUUAGCGACCCUGUCAGAAGACUUAAGUACAAGGUGGAGGAUGAGAAGAAAAAGAAGAAGAAGAAGAAACAGCGCAGAGGAUGGGGGGGAGGUGGUGAUGAAGGUGAAGAAGUUGAAGCAGGAGGAGGAAGAGAUGACAAGGAUGGAUGACGGCCAAUGUGGUAAAGGAGACCAUAAUUGGAAAAAACAAUGCUGUAAAUCUGUCCCAAAGCUGUUACUAUUAGAAAUUGAAAGCUAUUUUUCUACUUUAAUUAUUGCUCUUGCAAGAAUUUAGUUUUUAUGGCUGAAUUAAAAAAAAGCUUAAUUCUGGCAUUUUCAGAUGAUUUAUUUUAAUUCUAUCUUAAAUGAAGAAAAGAGUUGUGAUGAUCUCUGGGGCCAAGUGUGAGUGUGCAUAAACAGAGUGUCCUACUAAAGCAUUCACAUCCCUUGAAGCUUUUCAAUUUUGGUGACAUUACAGCCACAAACAUAAAAGCAUUUUUAUUGGUAUUUAAACAGCCUAACUAAAAGUAACACAUAGUUGUGAACUGGAAGAAAAGUGAAGGAUGGUUUUCAUUUUUUUGUCAAACAAAAAAAUAGUCUGAAAAGUGUGGCAUGCAUGUCUUGAUUAGGGUUGACCUGUGUUUAAUUUGAUCCAAGUAUAAAAACAGCAGUUCCGUGAAGGCCUUAUAAUGGUUUCUUAGAGAACGUUAGCGAAUAAAAAGCAUCUGGAAGACCAAGAAACAUAGCAGACAGCAGUAAUUUAAAGCAGGGUUAGAUUAUAAAAAAAUCCCAAGCUUUGAACAUCUGAGAGCUCUGCUCCAUUUAUCAUCUGAAAACAAAAAGAGUAUGGUUGGCUACAUACAAGCCUUCCAGGAUAUGGCUCUACACUAAAAGGGUGGACAAAAAGAACAUUAGUCACAAAAGCAACCAAGAGGCCCAUGGGAACUCUGGAGGAGCUGCAGAGAUCCACAGCUCAGGUGAAGGAAUUUGUCAAUAGGAAAACCAUUAGUUGUGCACUUCACAAGGAAGAAAGACAUUGUUUAAAGUCCUAUUUAAAGUUUGGUACAAGCCAUGUAAAGGACACAGCAUCAAUGUGGAAGAGGGUGCUCGGUUUAAAUGAGACAAAAAUUUAACAUUUUGGCUACAUGCAAAAUGUUACAUGCAAACACGGCACAUCCUCCUGAACACACCAUCCCCACUGUAAAACAUGGCGGUGGCAGCAUUAUGCUGUGCUCAGCAGAAACAGAAAACCUGGCAAGAAUUAAUUUUCACAUAGAGUCAUUGUUAUAGGGUGGCAUGUUCAUGUGUUGGAACAGCCCUGUCAAAGCCCAGGCCUAAAUCCAAUUAAAUAUCUGUGACAAGAUUUGACCAUUGGGUUUCAAGCAAUCAGGCUGAGUCUUGACUAUUCUGUAAAGAGGACAAAUUUCCAGUCUCUAGAUGUAAAAUAGCCUACACUUUAUCAAGUCCAAGGACCCCAAAGAGCUUUACACUGCAAUCAGUCAUCCACCUCAUUUUUGCACACAUUCACAUACUGGGGCAGACUGAAGUGAGGCUGCCAUACAAUCGGCACCACUUAGCCCUCUGACCACCAUCAGCAGGCAAGGUGGGUUAAGUGUCUUGCCCAAGGACACAAUGACUGAGAUGGACCAAGCAGGGGUUUGAACUGGUAACCCACUGGUUAUAGGACAAACUCCUACUACUGUCGCCACCAUCGCACUACCAGAUGUGCAAAGCCGGUGGAAACAUACCCCAAAGAUGAGCAAAGAUGGAGUACAGAUUCAGGGAGCUGAACACAAAUGCCACAAUUUUUUAUUUUGUUUGCAACAAAAUUUUAAAAAUCAGGUUGCACCCUUCUUCCACAUAACAUUUAUGCACUUUGUCUCGCUCCAUCACAUCCAAUCGACAUUAAGAGACAUUGAAGAUUGCGGUUGUAAUGUUGCAAAAUGUGAAAGAAUUCAAGGUCUAUGACUAGUUUUGCAAGACAACCCGUAUGUCAACAUUCAGUGCAAUAUGGAUAAUCUCCCUAAAGGACAACUGAAAGCUGCCUCUCUUUGCUGUGUUUGUUUAUUAUCAUCUCAGUCUAAUGUGUGAAGUAUACAGGCAAGCAAAGGUUUGGUGUGAGCCACAACCAGUCUCAUCCUUGUGGCUUGUUUUCUUACACCCAGGAGGAAUACUAAAAGCCAUUUCUCAAUUUUCAACAACAACACAGCUCUGUGGAGAUGUAGUUUUCCAUGUUGUUUGCCACCUGAUCAAAGCUUGUGGUGCACAAUGUGAUAACCAAUAAAUAAUUCAGCAGGAUUAAAAUAGUUUUUAGUGACUGUUUUGUUUUGAGUGUUUGUGAAGCCUGGCUGUACUUUAUGGUCUGCACAAGCAGCAAUCAAAGCUAUUCAAAGAAUCGAGUAAUUCAAAGAAUCAAAAUGGGGAAACUAGCUCAACAACAUAAUCACUGAUUUCCUUUCAAUGUACUGAGGUCUAUGUUUAGUCUCUGCACACUUCCUGUCACUUGCAUAUUGCAUUGAUGAUGCUUUGUGUGAUCAUUUAGGAAUCCCUUUUGGAACGUUUCCCUCAAAGGAAAACUAGGGAACAUGGUUUUCUUCCUUCUUUCUGAGUGUCCCAUUACUGUAAAACAUGCCAUCAGUGCUUCUGAGCACAGGGUUUUCAUUUAAACAUUCAGUAUUUUUCAGGCUCCUUUGUAAUAUAUAAAUACAAAACUUUUGCAUAAAUCUAGAGCAAAAGGUUCUACCGUGCUCUGGCUUUAUAUUCGUAAACUACAAAACGGAAAGAGAAGGUCAUGUUGCAGAAAUCCCAGGGUUCAUCCUUGUUCAUUUAUUUAUUCAGUUACAGAGAACAUUCAAAAACAACCCCAGAUGCACUAACAGACAGAUGAUAAAGAAAUCUAACAAAAGAUUAGCUAAUAAAUGAAAAUACUGUACAAAACCAAUAAAGAAGUGAAGUAAAUCGUCAGUGAAGCUAAGAAAGGACUUUGUGUGUUUUUGAUUUGUGGUAUCAAAUACACUGAAAUCAGAAAUCAUCUUUACCUGCUGUUUAAACAUAUCAACAGAGUUCAAACUCCUAUGCAUUUUUCAACUCCUCUCUCAGUUUAUAAGAACUCUGGUUUUCAUUGUUCUUUACUGGUUCCUUCCGUUACUUUGUCCGUGCUCCAUGUCCUGCUUAUCCUGUGAUCCCCCCUGUAAGUUCUCCUUCUUGUUCACCAUCAAAUAAGUCCCUUACUAAUCCUAAACAUGACAUGAAACCACUAAAGUUUGAUGUUUCCAAUUCAACUGCAGACAAGACGGAAGAAUGUUAUGGUCCCCUGCACUGAGAUGUUAAAGCAAUUGUUACCAGAAUCCAUAGUUCAAUUUUAUAAUCUAUUUGAUCACUUGCAUAAAUUUUGUUCACAAAAAUCUACAGGUGCAGGCAUACACUUGUGUUUGUUGCAUAAACGUUUUAAAAAUCUGAUUGGAGGAACGCUUUGAGAUUAUCAGAUACGUGUACUCGUGCUCGUCGUCUUCCGCUUUAUCCG
Molecule: messenger RNA, 4307 nt
Organism: Girardinichthys multiradiatus
Lineage: Eukaryota; Metazoa; Chordata; Actinopteri; Cyprinodontiformes; Goodeidae
Gene: nxnl1
Product: nucleoredoxin like 1
Exons: 4
Coding region: 278-955 (225 amino acids)
Biological process (GO): photoreceptor cell maintenance
Cellular component (GO): mitochondrion
Source: RefSeq, a predicted model, not a curated record